AAUCACCAGUCACAAUUAGUAUAAAUAGGUGCCUGCAUGCUCCUGCCACACAGAGAAUCCAAAGCAAGAAAUUGGCAGGGAGAUAGCUAGCGGAGAAGGAGUAAAAUAUUUUUCAAUAUUGCUUCUGCCAACAAGGGAAUCAAAUCUGAUGCCGGUUGACAACAUGGGAGAUAAUGUUACUGUCUCGACCACUCAACACCACAUUGCAAUCCCCAUUGAGAAAUUGAAUGCAUCACUUGAAGCUGCAAAGGAAGAAAAUUCUGUAACCGAUGAUGCCUAUGUGGACAAUGAUGUCCAAAAAUCUCAAGAGAAAGAUGAAGAAACUGAAGAGAAGGGAGAAUGUCGCUACUGUCAGGAAGAGGACUUAGUUUCUAAUAUGGAAUCACCCUGCAAUUGCAAUGGUAGCGUCAAGUAUGUUCACAGGAGAUGCAUUGAUCAAUGGUACAAUUCCAAAGGCCGCAUGAUAUUGUGUGAGAUUUGCAGGAAGCCUUACAAUCCAAAUGAUUACCCGCCACUUCCAGAACUUCAUUCUGAUAAUGAUGACACCGAGAUAAUUAUAUUAAGGCAAGUUAUAUAGCUAUCUUUCUUCAAACAUGCUUAAAUUUUAGUUAGUUAACAUAUUAUUUGUGAGAUGCAAUCUUGGUUCGAAUCAGAACAUAAUCAACUAAAACAUGAAUAUAAUAUACUAAGGUCGACUUAAUUAGCAAUGGAAGUUUGAAUUAUUUGUACAAAAAUUAUCUUAAAUUAAAAUUUCGUUGUUGUCACUAUACAUAUUAAAAAAAACAUGAAU
Molecule: messenger RNA, 790 nt
Organism: Glycine soja
Lineage: Eukaryota; Viridiplantae; Streptophyta; Magnoliopsida; Fabales; Fabaceae
Product: E3 ubiquitin-protein ligase MARCH7-like
Exons: 4
Coding region: 149-577 (142 amino acids)
Biological process (GO): protein ubiquitination
Cellular component (GO): membrane
Molecular function (GO): zinc ion binding; ubiquitin-protein transferase activity
Source: RefSeq, a predicted model, not a curated record